Molecule: messenger RNA, 897 nt
Organism: Pleurotus ostreatus (oyster mushroom)
Lineage: Eukaryota; Fungi; Basidiomycota; Agaricomycetes; Agaricales; Pleurotaceae
Exons: 3
Coding region: 1-897 (298 amino acids)
Source: RefSeq, a predicted model, not a curated record
AUGGCACCUCUCAACAAGCACGCCCUCGAUAACACCAACAACAACGAGCGACGGCGGCAGGAGGAGAAACGACGGUGCGAGGACGAGAGUGUCGCGGAGGCAGAUGCUCGGUUGGAGAAGGAGGCGGCGGCGGCGGCGGCGGGAGAAACAGCAGGCGCGGAAAGCCGCGGAGGACGCGCACGUGCGAGUGGCCGUCUCGGAGUGCGGAUGGAUGAAAACAAGGACGACACUGCUGAGGAGGCCAUCAGCGCGGCGGCAGGGAGUAGCACGGGUGCCGGCACGCGGGAGGGGGCGAAGAAGGGUGCCAAGGGCGACGAAAGGGAAGAGCCCAAGGGGCCGUUGCGGAAGGAGCCUUGCCUCGGGUGCGUGCAACGCAACCUCGAGUGUCGUUCGCGCCUUGUGAAAGGGGCCCGCACUUGCUGGGAGUGCGUGGGCGGGGUCCGGGGCACGGCACGUGAAGCGCUGCCUGCUGUAACCGCGGAGCCGACAGUGGCGUCGUCGCUGGGUGACCUGGCCGUGCAGGUCUUUGACAUGUCCGUACAUGUCCUCGAGCGGUCACAGGCGUUAUUGCGCCUGGAGGAGCGGCUUGGUGAGGUGGCAAACACGGUGGCGUGGAUCGCCGGUGCAAUGGGGGCGCCACCAGACGUGGCUGAGCGGGUGCGCAGAAAGGAGGGGGUACGGACGAAGUCGCCGCAGGCGGUGGGUUCGACGAGCGCGGAAGGUACGGAGGACGCAGGGGAAGAAAUGGAGGUGGACGACGCGAAGGCUCCGUCGACCAGCGACACCGACAAUGUGCAGGACGCAGAGCCGGCGGACACGACGGACGAGGAGGAGGGGAUGGUUUGGGAAGGGACAGGGAAGGUGCUGUCGAGCGACGACGAGGAGGAUAGCGAGUAG